Diorhabda carinulata is the source of this 2268-nucleotide messenger RNA. RefSeq names its product aarF domain-containing kinase 1 (gene Adck1). Bases 249 to 1796 code for a protein of 515 amino acids. NCBI's taxonomy places the organism in Eukaryota, Metazoa, Arthropoda, Insecta, Coleoptera, Chrysomelidae. The record is from RefSeq and is a predicted model, not a curated record. The transcript has 5 exons. Gene Ontology annotation, cellular component: mitochondrial inner membrane. Gene Ontology annotation, biological process: lipid homeostasis; protein phosphorylation; mitochondrion organization. Gene Ontology annotation, molecular function: protein kinase activity; ATP binding.
UUUACUUUCAUUCGACCAAUGACAAAGAAGAAAGUUGGUCAUCCGUAACUUUCUUGACAGGGUAAAGGUUAAUGCCAAUGUCGAAUAAAUGAAAGUUUUAAUAUUUUAUUUCAAAGAAAAUAAAAAUAGGUAGAACUGUUUUUUUGUGAUAAUAAUGACGUAUUAAAUUAUAGUCUUUAUUGUAUAUUUGAAAUCAGUAAUGACCUAAUUUUAUUAAUAUAUUAUCUAAAGUUUUUGUUAUUUUCAAAAUGUUGAGAAUUAAGUUGCGUCCUUUGUUGAAAUAUUCUAUUCUAACUAGCAUUAUCGGAGGUACGGCAGUAAGUUUAAAAACGAAUCAAUAUCAUUUAGAUUCAAUAGGAAUUGUAAGGUUAAGUAGGGCAGCUUGUACAGUUUUCCAAAUAGGAGUGAUUUACAAAAAAGACCUUUACGGCAAACGUUUAGAUACAAAUAGCGAGGAAUAUAAAAUUGUAAAGUCGCAAUGUCACAAGAGAAGUGCUGAAAAACUGUUAGAUUUAUGCUGUACAAAUAAAGGAGUUUACAUUAAAGUAGGACAACAUCUCGCCGCUUUGGAAUAUUUACUGCCAGUGGAAUAUGUGGAAACGAUGCGAGUCCUCCAUUCUCACGCCCCUACAAACUCCAUAGAAGAUGUAUAUAAAGUUAUCAGAGAAGAUCUCAAAAAAGAUCCUUUCGAGAUUUUCGAAUCGAUAGAACCUCAGCCCCUUGGCACGGCGUCUCUGGCACAAGUUCACAAAGCUAAAUUGAAAGAUGGUACUACUGUAGCAGUGAAAGUACAACAUCCCUACGUACAAGGAAAUUCCAAAGUCGAUAUGAAAACCAUGGAAUAUCUCGUUAAAAUAAUGGGCGUCGUCUUCCCCGAAUUCAAAUUUAAAUGGCUGGUGGACGAAUCCAAGAAAAACAUACCCCAAGAGUUGAAUUUCUCCCAAGAAGGGAGGAAUGCCGAAAAAAUCGCAAAGUUAUUCGAGAAUGUCGAUUGGUUGAAAAUUCCAAGAAUAAGAUGGGAAUUAACUACAAAAAGAGUCUUAACUAUGGACUUUGUAGAAGGUGGUCAAGUAAACGAUUUGAAAUAUAUCAAAGAAAAUAAUAUCGAUCCAUGUGAAGUUUCAGAUAAAUUAGGUCAAUUAUAUUCGAAAAUGAUAUUCAUCCACGGUUUCGUUCACAGCGAUCCUCAUCCUGGUAAUAUUCUCGUUAAAAAAUCAGGAAAAGGACAUUGUGAUAUCGUCUUAUUAGAUCACGGAUUAUACGCUGAUUUGAAGGAAGAAAUACGAAUUGAAUAUUCGAAUUUGUGGUUGAGUAUACUAAACAGAGACCAUAAUGGCAUGAGAAAACACAGUAAAAAUUUGGGUAUCGAAGGAAACGCUUACGGUUUAUUUGCUUGUAUGGUGACCGGAAGAUCUUGGAACAGUAUCGAGAAAGGCAUAGACAAGGAGCAGAUGUCGAAGGAGGAGAGAAAUUUUUUGAAACAAAAUUUUACUGGUAUACUUCCGCAGAUUUCGGAAGUUUUGCAAAACGUCAACCCGCAGCUGUUGUUGAUAUUGAAGACGAACGAUCUUAUGAGGGGUAUAGAGCACGCUCUAAAAACCGGGGAUAGGAUGGGGGCGUUUAGGGUGAUGUCCGAAUGUUGCGUCAAGUCCGUGUAUAAUAUGCGGUAUGUGAAAACUGAAAAAAAAUUUGACAGAUUGAAAAUUUCUCUGGCGGAAUUUUGGGCACUGUUCAAAAUCAAUUUAUACUACGCUUAUCUCAAUUUCAAAAUGAAAUCUUUCAAUUUACUAUUUUGACGAUUUUACAAUUUAUUUGUUUAGUAAAAUUAAGAUAAAUUAUUUUUUUGAAAAUUAUUUAUUCACAAAUUAUUUCCUCAUCGUACAAUCGGUAAAUUUCUUACAACCCUCGUAGUAUUAUCCAUAUUGUUAACUCUCUAUACUGUCUAUAUUAAUAACGAGAUUUUUCUAUAUAAGUGGCAACGCCGUAAUCUUAAAUUUACAAACUCUGUUGUAUUGUAAGUACGGUGUUGCCAAACGUAAUUUAUCAUCCCAAAUCUAAGGCAAUUGUAUUAGUGUCGAUUUUUUUUGUAUGUAUGGGGAAAAAUGGGCAUAAAUGUUUUAUUUUUUUGUAUAAAACGUUGUUUUUUGAAUCGUUUCUUACAAAUUAGAGAUGAAAUUUAAAGGAAACUUCUUUUUUUAAUUUGUUUAAUAUAACUUUAAAUUAUUUGUUAUUCUAUAUCCGUUAUUAAUUAUAUAUUUUUAUCUAAAA